UUUUGACAGGUUUGGCAUUGUUUUUCCUUCAGCUUUACGUUCAGUAUCUUUAAUCUUUGAUUUGACCAUUUGACAUAAAAAUAAGUAAGACUUACCCUAUUUUCAAGUUUCCUCAUCGAGAAUGUCUUCACCACGCCCAAAAUCUCCUCGUACUCCCGUUUUGCCAAAAAAGGAAGACAAGGAGGAAUCUUUUUGGGAUAAAAUCGGUACUAUUGGCCGAAAGAAGCGCAUAAAGGAAGUGCAAGAUGUUCAAGCUGAAGGAAAGUAUGCAAUUGAUUCACCAGGAAGCCCGACUGCACCAGAAAUUCCUCCCGAAGAAUACAGCCUUCUUGAUAAUGAAGAGAGAGCUAUUAUCGAACCUAGAUCUUUAGAAGAUCCUAGGGUGAAAGAGUUGAUACAAGUAUUAAUAGAUUGGAUCAAUGAUGAGCUUGCUAUGCAAAGAAUAAUUGUCAAGGAUAUAAGUGAGGAUCUUUAUGAUGGACAAGUUUUACAAAAGCUAUUAGAAAAGUUGACGGAAACAAAAUUGGAUGUGCCCGAGGUGACACAAUCAGAAGAAGGUCAACGUCAGAAAUUGGCUAUCGUCUUGAGAGCUGUGAACAGGGUGCUUUUUGGAACAUCAAAACCAGCACAAAAAUGGAGUGUUGACUCUGUUCACUCAAAGAAUGUGGUGUCAAUUUUACAUCUGUUAGUCGCUUUGGCACGUCAUUUCCGUGCGCCGGUGCGUCUUCCAGAAAAUGUCAGCGUCAAUGUGGUGGUCGUGAAGAAAGAUGCACCUAAUCAACUAUCACACAGGACAUACAUAGAAGACAUAACGACAACUUACGAUGAUUUGGGCAUGAAGUGUGAGAGAGAUGCUUUUGAUGCCCUGUUUGAUCAUGCACCAGAUAAACUGCAAGUUGUUAAGAAGUCUUUGAUAACAUUUGUAAACAAACAUCUGAGCAAAGUGAACCUGGAAGUGGUUGACUUGGACACACAAUUCCAUGAUGGAGUAUUCCUGUGCCUGCUGAUGGGCUUACUUGAAGGUUUCUUUGUGCCAUUGUACGACUUCCACUUGACCCCUCAGGACUUUGAUCAGAAAGUACAUAAUGUUUCAUUUGCUUUUGAGCUGAUGCAGGAUGUGGGUUUGGCAAAGCCGAAAGCCCGACCUGAAGAUAUCGUGAAUCUCGACCUCAAAUCAACUCUGCGAGUUCUUUACAACCUAUUCACUAAAUACAAAAACAUGGCUUAACAAUCGCCAGAUAUUUUAUGAUCACAUUAUGUAACUAACAAUGUCGUAAUUUUAUUAAACAAUUAAUUUAAUUUUAUCAUUAAUAAAACUAUUUUUACAAGUACUAAUUUUACUAUAAGCUUAAGUUAAUAAUAGAGCACAAUAUUGUGAAAUAUUUGAUUACCAUGAGUUUCAAAGUCCAAAAUCUCCGUUUAAAACAGAUUAUCUCUUUGUUGUUAAAAAUAAUGUCAGGGAUGACGAUGUUUUAUACAGUGUUUUUAUGUCAUGAACCCACGGCUAGACGUAGAUUUUUUAUUAAUCUGGAAAAUUUACUGUAGUUUUAUAUAUAUAUUUGACUUGUAUUUUUUUUUUAUAUUUUUUAAAUUUGUAUAUGUUAAUUAUUACUAACAUUAUCUGAGUUUUUUCAAUGCAAAUGUAAAGUAUGACAAAAUAUGUUUAAAUGUUUAUGAUGGAUAUCCAUGCUAAAUAUUUCUAAUACAUCACAUCUAAUAAUC
Molecule: messenger RNA, 1722 nt
Organism: Papilio xuthus (Asian swallowtail)
Lineage: Eukaryota; Metazoa; Arthropoda; Insecta; Lepidoptera; Papilionidae
Gene: parvin
Product: beta-parvin
Exons: 8
Coding region: 122-1228 (368 amino acids)
Biological process (GO): establishment or maintenance of cell polarity regulating cell shape; cell projection assembly; substrate adhesion-dependent cell spreading
Cellular component (GO): actin cytoskeleton; focal adhesion; cytoplasm
Molecular function (GO): actin binding
Source: RefSeq, a predicted model, not a curated record